ACAAAGGAUGCGGGGACAGCCUGAGAAAUGCGCUUUUGAAUAGACAUCCAAACACACAAUUUCUUCGACGCUUAGAGAUUAUAUACUCAUCCACUCGGUCUUGAACUGCAAAAUGGCAGCUAAAACCACGUACCGAGAGCGAGCCAUCCCCAGAAUAUCGCUUUCCGACUUCGAGAACAAUAUCGACGCCAUCACCGCCCAACUAUGCGACGCCUCUGAGAACGUCGGAUUCUUCUCCAUCGUCGACCAUGGCAUCUCGAUUCAAGAGAUCGAGGACAUGUUUGCUCAAUCUCAGAGCUUCUUUGCCCUGCCUGACGAUGUGAAAGCAACGGUCCCAUGGUCCCCCAACAAUGUCGGAUGGGAGAAGAAUUCCCAAAUUCGACCCUCUACCGGUGCCCCGGACACGAAAGAGUCUUAUCAGCUGCAGUUCGGGUCCUAUAUGAACGACACCUGGAUCUCCCCCUCACACCUCCCCGAGUUUAAGGAGAAGAGCCUGGCCUUCAUGAAUCGCGUGCGUCAGGUCUCGGAGCUGCUCAUGAUCUGCUUCGCACGCGGCUUGGGCUUCCCUGAUGACUACUUCAUCAAGCUUCACGAUGUCAGCCGGGAGAACGUGCAGUCGGUGCUACGACUCCUACACUACUUUGAGCUCCCAGAGGUGUCGGACGGGAAGGUAUACCACCGGGCUGGUGCACACGCGGACUGGGGUUUCUUGACGCUGCUAUUCCAGCGCGAGGGCCAAAGCGGGCUGGAGAUAUGCCCAGGACGCGAGGUCGUGACAGAAUUCGCACAGGGUGAUACCUGGUCGAAGGUGCAUCUUGAAGCUGGAGAUAUAGUCUGCAACAUCGGGGAUCUCCUAAUGUCGUGGUCAGACGAUCGAUUCAAGUCGACCUUCCACAGGGUCAAGGCGCCGUGCGAGCCAGGCGAUUAUUUCGGGCCGAGGUACAGCAUGGCCUAUUUCAACCAGCCAUGUUCAGACGCUGUCAUCCAAGGUCCUAAGAAGAAGUAUCCUCCUGUUACUGGUGCGGAGUUCACAGCGAGCGCAAUGAAGCGGAACUUCGCAGUUCUAGCGGCAAAGAGACAGCAAUUGGAAGAGGAAGAUCUGAAAGCUAAAUCGAUAGCACCUACCACUGGUACAUCUGUGGCGGCUGGCGCCUGAGACGAGUGUUUUCUAGCAUAGUGACAGUAGGUCGUGUCAAGCAAAAAAGAUAGUUUUCUUCAUUGACGGUCUUGGUACGGUCUACUUACUUCUAUAACUUCAUAACUGUACGCCAUAAGGCACUUCAAUCCCCCUAAAAGCAGUACUUCAGAUACCACAAUGAAUGUUUCAAAAAUUUCGACUCCGU
This is a messenger RNA of Mytilinidion resinicola, 1343 nucleotides long. Its product is annotated as leucoanthocyanidin dioxygenase. The record is from RefSeq and is a predicted model, not a curated record. NCBI's taxonomy places the organism in Eukaryota, Fungi, Ascomycota, Dothideomycetes, Mytilinidiales, Mytilinidiaceae. Bases 113 to 1156 code for a protein of 347 amino acids. The transcript has 2 exons. Gene Ontology annotation, molecular function: dioxygenase activity.